AUGGGUCGCGAACUGCAAAAGAAGAAGAAUAGAUCUGGAAAUUCUAAGAUCAAGCUCAAGCCAAAGUCCAAGCGUAUUAAUCCAUUGGGCAAUGCAAUUAUCGCCGCAAACUGGAGACAAGAUGAAACCCUCACACAGAAUUAUCGCCGUCUCGGUCUAACCAGUCGUCUCAAUACCGUUACCGGUGGUAUCGAAAAGAAACAAGCGGGACCCGAAUCAAAAACCUCCACUACAAGCAAACUCUCCAUUUCAAACACAAUUCCGAAGACUUUCACCCCAACCGAAGCACGGGUAGUAAGAGAUCCCGAGACCGGAAAGAUCAUAAGAGUUAUCCAUGAUAACAAGAAGGAAAAUCCAUUGAAUGACCCUCUGAACUCAGAUGACGAGGAUGGAGAAGGAUUCGAGGGUUUCGGUAACGAGGGAUCCGCGUCAGGGAACGAUAUUGUGAAGAUGUUGGAGGAACAAGCAUCCAGAGCGGGCGAGAAAAGGGAGAGGAAACAGAGCGAAAGGGAGAAGGAAUGGAUUGAAAACUUGGUGAAGAAAUGGGGGGAGAACUACGGAUCGAUGGUUAGGGAUAGAAGAUUGAACCCUAUGCAACAGACGGAGGCGGAUAUCAGACGACGAGUUCAGAAGUGGAAGGAGGCUGGCGGUGCUGUUAUUAUCGAAGCGUGA
This is a messenger RNA of Sclerotinia borealis F-4128, 672 nucleotides long. Lineage: Eukaryota; Fungi; Ascomycota; Leotiomycetes; Helotiales; Sclerotiniaceae. The record is from the annotation of a GenBank genome assembly.